AUGGGGUUUUGUUUUGGCCGUGGUUCGCCUCAGCUGCCGUCAGUGCAGUCUCUUCGGCAGCGUCUGCAGGGACGUUACUUGAAACGGAUUUUUCUUUUUCUUUUUGGUCACGAGUUUAUUCAACAAAACCUGUCUAGAGCACCUGCUUCGCCUCCGGACUCGCGAAUCCCACUGUGUGUUCAGCGUGUCCACUUCAGGCUUACAGAUCCGGAAUGGAAUUCGGGGGUUUCCGGGGUUUCCUCUGGAUCUCCCAUCGCGGCUGACAGGCGCAGCCAGAAAACCUUGAUGUUGUCUUCGGCAAGGGGCCGGGCUCUCCGGCCCUGGUUCACUCCCCCACAUGGCCACAAGCGGGUUGGGCAGAGCGGAAGCCCGGAGCAGGAGCUGCAUUCGGCCCCCCAGGGGGCCGGGGUCCAAGCACCCCCAGGCUCCUUAGCAGGGAGGACUGCGCUCGGGCUCCCGUGGGCUGCGGGUGCCCCAGGCGGGCUGCUGCACCUGCUGUGCCGUGGGCUGUGGGUGCCCCAGGCGGGCUGCUGCACCUGCUGUGCCGCGACACCUGCCCCGUCGUCGCCUCUCAGCUCUGUUGCGGCGGUGUCUGCCCGGGCCUGCGCUGCCCCUGCCUCCUGGGCACAGGAGACAGGAGAAUCGGGUGGAAGCCGAAGCGCGAGGCGUCAGCGUCACCUCCGAGUAGAAGCAGUUCUCUGGUCUGCUGCUCCCCUUCCUCUCUGUCUUCCCCCACCGAGGUACCCCUCCCUGACCCCAGGCCGCUUCGUGUCCUGUCCGUGGUCCGAGGCCCUAGUGGACUCUGCCCUCAGGGCUGGCGCUUGCUGUUCCCUCUGCCUGCGUAGCUCUUCCACCAGGGGACUUGCUCCCUGGAUUACCUCAGAUGCCCUUCGAACGAGUGCUCCAUCCUGUCAGGGAUUUUUGUCUUUUGCGUUAAAGAUCGAACUAUCCCAAGUGCCUAGAAAAUUGCCUAGCACGCAUGGGUGCUUUGUAAGGAGUUGCAUGAAUCAGUGA
Messenger RNA from Lepus europaeus (European hare), 1014 nucleotides. RefSeq lists its product as uncharacterized. The transcript has 3 exons. NCBI's taxonomy places the organism in Eukaryota, Metazoa, Chordata, Mammalia, Lagomorpha, Leporidae. The record is from RefSeq and is a predicted model, not a curated record. The coding region runs from base 1 to 1014 and encodes 337 amino acids.